Molecule: messenger RNA, 333 nt
Organism: Aspergillus bombycis
Lineage: Eukaryota; Fungi; Ascomycota; Eurotiomycetes; Eurotiales; Aspergillaceae
Exons: 1
Coding region: 1-333 (110 amino acids)
Source: RefSeq, a predicted model, not a curated record
AUGCCCUCCGUGACAGGCACAAUUUCCGGUUCCUUUAACAGCUUCGAAGGCCGUUGGAUUGUGGACGGCCACCUAGCUGAAUUCCACGGUAAUAUCAACCCAAGUGUUGAAAGAUGGGAUUCCAACGCUACACUCGAAUAUGACGAAAUCGAUGACCUUGCUGGCGCCUCCGUGGUCGGCCCCGCGGGGCUACCGUCAUAUGUUGGCGCUGAUAGCACUAGCCUCACAUUGAUCGGCCAGGGCGGCAAGCAAGUCAAGAUCACUGGUAAUCUCACCAUUCCCAUCUCCCAGAGAAUCACCAUCUCCGGCCAAGGAGUCUGGACUGUCAGAUAG